Messenger RNA from Pistacia vera, 2136 nucleotides. Its product is annotated as MACPF domain-containing protein At1g14780-like. Gene Ontology annotation, cellular component: plasma membrane. Bases 223 to 2001 code for a protein of 592 amino acids. The record is from RefSeq and is a predicted model, not a curated record. The transcript is spliced from 8 exons. NCBI's taxonomy places the organism in Eukaryota, Viridiplantae, Streptophyta, Magnoliopsida, Sapindales, Anacardiaceae. Gene Ontology annotation, biological process: regulation of salicylic acid mediated signaling pathway; plant-type hypersensitive response.
CUCUAUAUUCUACAGUUUCGUCUUUUUCUUUCAAUUGUUAAUGAGAACCCAUUAAUAUACCAAGUCUUGACCUUCUUAACCACACGUAUUUUCUCUCUUUUCUAUCAUCCCUUUUGAUCAAACCAAAUACCAAGUCUCCUCGCUCACUUUUUUCCAUUCCUCAAAACUAUAUAUCUUCUCUUUAUUACUUCACAAAUUUUCUUAUCAUAAUAAUAGAGGAAAAUGAGCAUUGAAAUAGUGGAGAGAGCUCUCAACAGCCUGGGAAAAGGCUUUGAUUUAACUUCGGAUUUUAAGCUCAAGUAUUGCAAAGGCAAAGAGAGGUUAGUUCUUCUCAAUGAAACGCAUCAAAGAGACAUUAAUCUUCCUGGUUUUGGACCCAUCAAAGAUGUUUCCAUCGAUAUCAAAUGUGACAAAGGUGAUCUUACUCGUUACCAAUCCGAUAUUCUCGAAUUCAAUAAGAUGUCAGAAUUUUUCAACCAGAAGAAUUCAAUACCAGGGAAAAUUCCAUCAGGGUAUUUCAACGCCAUGUUUAACUUGGAGAGUGGUUCAUGGGCGACUGAUGCAGCCCACACAAAGUGUUUGGGACUCGAUGGAUAUUUUAUCGCACUCUUCAAUCUUCGUAUUGAUCGCUAUCCUUUGGUUCUGUCCGAUGAAAUUCGUAAUGCGGUUCCUUCUUUUUGGGAUCCUUGUGUCCUAUCAAGAUUCAUCGAGAAAUAUGGAACCCACGUCGUUGUGGGGCUGAGUGUUGGAGGCCAAGACGUGGUGCUAGUCAAGCAAGAUAAGUCUUCGAACUUGGGGCCAUCAGAACUUAAAACACAUUUGGAUAAUCUCGGAGAUCAACUCUUCACUGGGACCUGCAGUUUCGCCCCGAAAACUAAAGAAAAAAUGCAUAAGACACCUGAAGCCUUCAAUGUAUUUGAUCCGGAACCUGUGGCCUUCAACAGCUUUUCCUCCAUAAGUUCAAAACAUGGAAUCAGUGUAAUAUGCCACAAGAGGGGAGGUGACACUUCAGCCAGUAGCCACUGUGAAUGGCUUCCAACAGUGUCAUCAAAUCCUGAUGCAAUCCAUUUCAGCUUCAUCCCCAUCACUUCUCUCCUUGAAGGGGUUCCUGGAAAAGGCUUUUUAUCGCACGCCAUCAACCUCUACCUUCGAUACAAGCCUCCUAUAGCUGAUUUGCAGUACUUUCUUGACUUCCAAUAUCACAAAAUUUGGGCUCCCGUUCACAAUGACCUUCCACUCGGUCCUUCAAAUAUGAGUACUCCUUCACCUGCUCUCCAUUUCCAUAUGAUGGGUCCAAAGCUAUAUGUAAACACUAUUCAGGUUACAUCAGAGGCGAGACCUGUCACUGGGAUGCGCUUGUAUCUCGAAGGAAAGAAAUGCAACAGGCUAGCCCUUCACCUCCAACACCUCUCAAACACCCCAACAGUGCUUGAAAACAGGAUACACGACAUGCCAUUGUGGCGAGGAUCAGAAGACAUUGCCGACCACCGAUUCAUCGAACCGAUCCAUCGAAAAAAUUUCUCUCAUAUAAGCACAGCGCCAGUUAAAUAUGAUCCCAAAUGGACAACUAGAAAAAAUGUUUCAUUCAUCGUCACUGGAGCUCAACUUUACGUACAAAAACAUGAAUCCAAGAGCGUUCUCCAUCUCCGCCUCUUAUUCUCCAAGGUUUCAAAUUCUUUUGUAGUACAAUCAAAUUGGGCACAAGGGUCAGCAGGAUUUUCCCAAAAGUCAGGUCUUUUUUCCACAAUAAGUACAUCAAUUACAGGACAUCAAGUUAAAGAGAAAACGCCAGUUGUGGUGUUGGAUUCUAGUGUUUUUCCUUCGGGGCCGCCGGUGCCGGUUCAGACUCUGAAGCUUUUGAAAUUUGUUGAUACUUCACAAUUGUGUAAAGGGCCGCAGGACAGUCCCGGCCACUGGCUGGUCACCGGAGCUCGGCUGGAGUUGGAGAAGGGGAAGAUAUGUGUUCAUGUAAAGUUCUCGUUAUUAAACAUUUGUUUAUGAGUUGAAGAUAAAGAAACGAAAGAUUGGUUUUAGUGUAAAAACAGAGUAGGCAAUCUUGGAGCUACGGUAAUUUUAUUCAUCUGUAUAUUCUUUUUGCGAUUAUAAAAUUAUAGAUGAAAAUUCAAUCGUUUUCAA